This is a messenger RNA of Cylas formicarius (sweet potato weevil), 1601 nucleotides long. RefSeq names its product alpha-amylase-like. The transcript is spliced from 4 exons. NCBI's taxonomy places the organism in Eukaryota, Metazoa, Arthropoda, Insecta, Coleoptera, Brentidae. Gene Ontology annotation, molecular function: cation binding; alpha-amylase activity. The record is from RefSeq and is a predicted model, not a curated record. The coding region runs from base 96 to 1556 and encodes 486 amino acids. Gene Ontology annotation, biological process: carbohydrate metabolic process.
AUACGUAAACAAAAUUAAAACCGCAAAAUCCAUUUUCCGGCGAAUUCAAUGCGUAUGGCGAUGUGAUAUUUUUUACAAUUCAAUACUCAGUAAGGAUGCGAUUGUUAUUAUUGGUAGUUCUUGCUGUAGCAGGGCUGGCGCAAAAAGAUCCUCACUUUCUGGAAGGAAGGAACACCAUCGUCCACCUGUUCGAAUGGAAAUGGGUGGACAUCGCCGCCAAGUGCGAGAACUUCUUAAGCAAAAAGAAAUUUGGAGGGAUCCAGGUAUCGCCACCGAACGAAAACGUCAUCAUUAGAAGUCCAAACAGACCCUGGUGGGAAAGGUACCAGCCCGUCAGUUACAUACUGAAGACCAGAUCUGGGGAUGAAAAAGCAUUCGCAAACAUGAUCCGAAGGUGUAACCAAGCGGGCAUAAGGAUUUAUAUCGACCUGAUAAUCAACCACAUGGCUGCCGCUUCUGGGACAGGUACUGCAGGCAGUAGUUGCGAUUCUGGAAGCAAACGGUAUCCGGCCGUUUCGUAUAGCAACGAAAACUUCCACCCCAGUUGCGCCAUUAACUUCAACGACUCUACUUCCAUAAGAAACUGCGAACUCGUAGGGUUGAAAGAUCUCGACCAAUCGCAUGAAUACGUCAGAGGAAAGAUCAGGGACUACAUGAACCACUUGAUCGCUCUGGGAGUGGCCGGUUUCAGGGUUGACGCCGCGAAACACAUGUGGCCGGAGGAUUUGGAGGCCAUCUUCAACAGCGUCGACAACUUGAACUCCGAGUUCUUCGGCGACGGUGCCAGAGCCUAUUAUUACCAAGAGGUGAUCGAUUUGGGUCUCGACCCCGUCCGUGCCAGCGAAUACGUAGACACCGGUCGGGUGAUCGAAUUCAAACAUGGCGCUGAGCUAGGUAGGGCUUUUAAGGGAAAUAACCCGUUGCACUGGCUGAGAAACUGGGGCACCGGAUGGGGUUUAAUCAACGGUUCCAACGCUCUGGUCAUGAUCGAUAAUCACGAUACUCAGAGAAGCGGCGAUAGCAACAUUCUCAAUUACAAGGAUGGGAAGAUUUACAAGGCAGCUACAGCGUUUAUGUUGGCCCAUCCUUAUGACGCCACCACGCAGGUCAUGUCCAGCUUUGCAUUUGAGAAUAACGACGACGGCCCGCCAAACAACAACGGUGAACUGAUCUCGCCUGCAUUCACCGAUGACGGUACAUGCACCAACGGCUGGAUAUGCGAGCACAGGUGGCGCCAAGUCUUCAACAUGGUACAAUUUAGAAGCGUCGUAAUAGGAACCGGACUCAACGACUGGUGGGACAACGGAGACAAUCAGAUCGCUUUCAGCAGAGGAAACAAAGGAUUCGUGGCGUUCACCAUCUCAGGCGACAUUAACCAAAGCAUUCUGACCAAUCUCUCUGCCGGAACUUACUGUGACGUCGUUUCCGGUCAUUUGAAGAAUGGCACGUGUACUGGGAAAUCUGUCAAUGUCGACGAAAACGGACUGGUUCAAGUUUACUUGCGGUUCGAAGAAGAUGAUGCUGCUAUGGCCAUCCACGUAGAUGCUAAGAUUUAAAUUAGAUUAGAAUAAUCGUAAUCCAAUUACACUGUAUUAAAUUUU